Molecule: messenger RNA, 537 nt
Organism: Priapulus caudatus
Lineage: Eukaryota; Metazoa; Priapulida; Priapulimorpha; Priapulimorphida; Priapulidae
Product: cell surface glycoprotein 1-like
Exons: 1
Coding region: 1-537 (178 amino acids)
Source: RefSeq, a predicted model, not a curated record
AUGCGUCCAACCGACGAGGUCACGCGUGCAACCGACGAGGUCACGCGUCCAACCGACGAGGUCAUGCGUCCAACCGACGAGGUCACGCGUGCAACCGACGAGGUCACGCGUGCAACAGACGAGGUCAUGCGUCCAACCGACGAGGUCACGCGUGCAACCGACGAGGUCACGCGUCCAACCGACGAGGUCAUGCGUCCAACCGACGAGGUCACGCGUGCAACCGACGAGGUCACGCGUGCAACCGACGAGGUCAUGCGUCCAACCGACGAGGUCACGCGUGCAACCGACGAGGUCACGCGUGCAACCGACGAGGUCAUGCGUCCAACCGACGAGGUCACGCGUCCAACCGACGAGGUCACGCGUCCAACCGACGAGGUCACGCGUCCAACCGACACGGUCACGCGUGCAAGUGACGAGGUCACGCGUGCAACUGACACGGUCACGCGCCCAACCGACGAGGUCACGCGUGCAACUGACACGGUCACGCGUGCAAGUGACGCAGUCACGUUUCCAACUAGCAUUUUCGUGUAUAACUGA